GCGUCCCCUGCCGCGCCGGAGGACGAGCGGCCGCACAGAGCAUGGCGGCCGUGGCGGUGGGCAAGGCGGCCGGAGCGGCCUACGGGCACGGAGAGAGCGGCGGAGGCAGCGGAGGCUUCCUGGGGCCGCGGGUGCCGGCCGAGGUAGAGGCGAUGGCCCGCGGCCUGCACGAAGUAGGCAAGGAGACGUUCCGCCGCCUGCUGAAAGUCACUGUGAAUGCACUGGAAGGAAAAGACUGCAAAGAAGCUGUCAAGCUGAUUGCAGAAAGCACCGAUCUCUCCGAGGAGCAGCUUGCUUUCCUCAUUUCUGGCAUGUAUACCCUUCUCCGAGAAGCACUGAGACUCCCCAUAUCGACUUUCAAACAAGAAGUUUUUAAGGAAGACCUGAAGGAGCUCAGGAUACCAGAAGAUUUCAUCACGGACUUUUCCAGUAUCGUCUUUGGUAACAGGCGUCCUGCUUCUGAAGGCACAGCUCUGAUGCAAGCAACAAGGCUGCCAAGUGUCCAGGACUUCAAGUGGAGAGUGGAUGUAGCUAUAUCCACAAGUUCACUGGCCCGUGCUCUUCAACCAUCCAUUUUAAUGCUGAUGAAGCUUUCAGAUGGGACAGCUCAUCGCUUCGAAGUGCCAGUUGCGAAGUUCCAGGAGCUGAGAUACAACGUAGCCCUUAUCCUGAAGGAGAUGAAUGAUUUGGAGAAAAGAAGCGUACUGAAAAUCCAGGACUGAGCUCUUCUGUAACUGGGAUGUUGUCAGAACAGAUGUGAAACCUUCAGGGAUUUUUGUGAAGGUUAAAGUGUGGGACCAUCACCACUUUGCCUGUCUUAUAACUGCAAAGUAGCAUUUAUUAUGUCUGCUGUAAAUAUUUUUUCAAUUCAAGUGUUAAAAGCACAAGCUCUUUUCUUAAGACUUAGAUAAAAAAACCAAAAAAUAUAUUGAUGAAAAAGUAUAAUCCUAUUUGCAAGCAUUUUUUGCAUGAUUCAUCAAAACAUUUUUUAAAUAACUAUCUUAAAUGUAAGAACCAUUUCGUCCUGAUUAUGAUUCAUCACUCUAAUUAUUUUUGAAAGCCUGCUACCGGAAGCACCAUCAGUGUGUAUCAGAAGAAAGCCCAGCAACGUGUCAAAUAAAAAACACAACAGCAACAACUAUUGUGCUGUAGUAUGACAAAUGUGAAUUUGAGUUUGGUGUAAGUAAAAUUGCUGUCUGGUUUCUUGA
Molecule: messenger RNA, 1208 nt
Organism: Coturnix japonica (Japanese quail)
Lineage: Eukaryota; Metazoa; Chordata; Aves; Galliformes; Phasianidae
Gene: COMMD5
Product: COMM domain containing 5
Cellular component (GO): nucleus
Source: RefSeq, a predicted model, not a curated record